AUGGCUGAGUCGGAAGAGGAGGUGGAUGUCUUGGUCCAGAGAGUUGUGAAAGAUAUCACUAACGCCUUUAAAAGAAACCCGAACAUUGAUGAAAUUGGCCUCAUUCCGUGUCCUGAAGCUCGGUACAACAGAAGCCCUAUCGUCCUGGUGGAGAAUAAGCUGGGAGUGGAGAGCUGGUGUGUCAAGUUUCUGCUGCCGUAUGUGCAUAAUAAACUCCUACUCUACAGGCAGAGAAAGCAGUGGCUCGACCGGGAAGUUUGGAUCAUUGGAGGACCCCUGAUAUUUCUCUCUUCUUCUCUUCAAGCUCUGGUGGAUAUAACCUGUACAUUGCUUCUUUUGAAUCCAGAUUUUACCACUGCGUGGAAUGUCAGGAAAGAGCUCCUGCAGUGUGGUGUGUUAAACCCAGAAAAGGACCUUUACCUGGGCAAGCUAGCACUAUCUAAGCAUCCUAAAAGCCCAGAGACAUGGAUACACAGGCGCUGGGUGUUGCAGAGGCUGCAGAAGGAAUGCUCUCCCUCUGGACAGGAGCUGAAGGAUCCGGCUGAGAGCAGGAGGCAGUGCGAGCGGCUGCAAAGGGCCUUGCAGGAGGAGAUGAGAGUCUGUGCAGACGCAGCUGGCCGAUACCCCAGCAACUACAACGCCUGGUCCCAUCGGAUCUGGGUAUUGCAAAACAUGGCUAAAGGCAAUCUGAAGGUUCUGCAUGAUGAGCUGUCCUCCACUCGCCUCUGGGUGUCCAUGCAUGUGUCAGAUCACAGCGGCUUCCACUACCGUCAGCAUCUGCUCAAGGCCCUGGCCAAAGAGCUGAGCCCGGCUGCAGAAAGGGACGUCCACCCCAGCCAGCAGCCCAACGGAGAGAGCACGGCGACUGCAUCUGAUGACAAUCACCACAAAGACGUCGUGCCUCAGCUCUUCCAUGAGGAGAUCCAGCUCUGCACGGAUCUCAUCGAGUCAUAUCCGGGUCACGAGACACUGUGGUGCCACAGGCGACAUGUUUUCUACCUGUGGCACCAGUGGAGGAGGGAGCACAUGCAGGGAGCCGGAUCACAAUCUCCAGCUCUCACCCACACCGAUGUCCUCCUCAGCAAAGAGCUCUGUGACAACAACAGCACUUCCCAGGCAAUGGACGUUGACUGUGUACUGGAUGGAAGCAAACACGGAAGCUACACCCAGGACACCAAGCGACUGAAGCGGGGCCCUCUGCUUCUCCAACCAGGAUUUCCCUCAGAGCACACGUUCAUCUCUAGAAUCCUCACAGGCUGCCGGAACCCUGAGCAAAGCCGCUUUGCCAUUGCCUACAGAAAGUGGCUGGACUCUGUAAUAGGUCAGUAGCUUGAGAAACACUCCGCCCACCACCAUGUGGGAGAGCUGUGAUAGGUCAUCUUAUUUCUGGCUCCAACCGCCCACAGCUGCUUCUCUGAAAAUGGCUGGACUCCUUGGCCAGCUUGUCAGUGAUGCAGAUUCCCACUCAUAAUGAAAACCCAUGAAGCGUCUUCAUAGUGUAAGCCUGGUCUGUUUCCGCUGCUUUAGUUCAGGUACUGGAUAUCUCAGGUCUGUUUCAGUGUUUUUUUCUUUUCUUUUUUUUUUUUUAAACUACAAUUGUAGAUGUUUAUUUUAUUUUUUUUUAUGUUAUGUAACGUCUUCCUCCACAAAUCGAUUAUAGUAUCAUGCAGAUUUCUAUCUGAAAUCUUAAACGCACACUUGAAGGGAACACUUAGAGCCCAAAGUGAUUCUGACCCAGUUUCUUUCUAUUGUUUAAUUGAGGGCAGGCUGGCUCUCGAUUCCAUUUACUGCUCCUCUUUGAACUUUUGUACUGAAGCAUGAAUACUUUUCAGCAAAAAUGUUGAUGUUUUGCUACAAUCAGAAACGUGAGCACAAUCAUUGAAUGGAAAUGUUCCUGGAGCCGUCUGAUAUGUUAGGGGCUAGAGGCAGACAGUCUCCUGCUUUACUGAUAAAUGAAACAGUUGGAUGCACAUGAAAUUGCCAGAAACGAUGGCCUCGUUCAGGUGAGUAUUUGUAUCAAACAACAUAUCUGUUUUCUCGGCUCAUGCAGAUGAUUCUUGGGCAUUGGAGAAUAAAGGCUCAUAAGCACAUCAUCGACACAUUAGAAUUACGAAGACCAUGUUGGAGUAGUAAUCGUUUAAGCACAAGUUUUAGGUUGUAGUUCAUCCGGGUGGUCUCUCGGAUGCAUGGGUUUUCAUGAUGAAAGGGAAUUGUAGGAGUAGAAAUAGUCUUUUCUCAGCUUGACCCAAACGUGGCGAUGGAAACAACAACAACCUGCCACAUUCAAGCCCAUCUGGUGCUUAUUUCCUGCACUGGGGAGUGGGAGUGUGGGUUUACAAAUGCUGCUUUUGUUGAACACUUUUGAACUUUAAAUAUAUUUAUGCAAAACUGAAAAGGUGAAAUGUUGUUAGCUUCAUUUAUGUCAUGAUUUAUUAAAGCUAAUAUGCUAUUAGACAGUUAUGGUUGACUCACUGUUACUCCCUAAUUAUUAUUAUUAAACUUGUAAUAAACUUUAAAGUUUCACAGGCUCAAACCUGCAUCGCCAACUCUAUUUGUUCACAGCUUAAUCAGAGUAGGUUCUGGUAAUCGGUUUAGAAUGUAGAACAUCUCAGUCGUAAAUCAGGACAAUGAUUAUUUUAUAUAUGCACACUUCUGGGGUGCUUUUCUGAAAAGUAUUGUUAGCCUCCUAAGAUCUCAAGUUUAGUCUUAACAAGCAUAAUUUAGAAGUAUUCAUAGAUUAAACAAACAUUUGCAGCUCUUGACAUAUACAGUGCAUCCAGAAAGAGUUCAUAGCGCUUCACUUUUUCCACAUUUUAUUAUGUUACAGCCUUAUUCCAAAAUGGAUUAAAUUCAUUUAUUUCCUCAAUUCUACACACAAUACCCCAUAAUGACAAUGUGAAAAAAAUAUUUUAAAUAUUUGUUGCAAAUUUAUUACAAAAAAAACCCCCUGAAAAAUCACAUGUACAUGAGUAUUCACAGCCUUUGCUGUGAAGCUCUAAAUUGAGCUCAGGUACAUUCUGUUUCUACUGAUCAUUCUUGAGAUGUUUCAGCAGCUUCAUUGGAGUUCACCUGUGGUAAAUUCAGCUGAUUGGACAUGAUUUGAAAAGGCAUACACCUGUCUAUGUGCACCUGUCCCAGGGUUGAUAGUGCAUGUCAAAGCACAAACCAGGCAUGAAGACUAAGGAAUUGUCUGUAGACCUCCGAGACAGGAUUGUCUCGAGGCACAAGGCUGGGGAAGCUUACAGAAAAAUUUCAGCUGCUCUGAAAGUUACAAUGAGCACAGUGCCCUUCAUCAUCCAUUAGUGGAAGAUGUUUGGAACCACCAGGACUCUUCCUAGAGCUGGCCGGCCAUCUAAGCUGAGAAAUGUGGAGAGAGGAGAACCUUACAGAAGGAAAACAUCUGUGCAGCAAUCCACCAAUCAGGCCUGUAUGGUAAAGUGGCCAGACGGAAGCCACUCCCCGCCUGGAAUUUGAAGGACUCUCAGACUAUAAGAAACAAAAUUCUCUGGACUGAUGAGACUAAAAUUGAACUUUUUGGAGAGAAUGUAAGGCGUUACGUUUGGAGAAAACCAGGCAUUGCUCAUCAUCAGGCUAAUACCAUCCCUACAGUAAAGCAUGGUGGUGGCGGCAUCAUGCUGUGGGGAUGUUUUUCAGCAGCAGGAACUGGAAAACUAGUCAGAAUAGAGGGAAAGAUGAAUGCAGCAAUGUACAGAGACAUCCUGAAUGAAAACCUGCUUCAGAGUGCUCUUGACCUCAGACUGGGGCAACAGUUUAUUUUCCAGCAGGACAAUGACCCAAAGCACACCGCCAGAUUUCAAUGGAGUGGCCUGAUAGAGCUUGAGAGGUACUGCAAAGAGAAAUAGGCAAAAAUUCUCAAAGACCUGUGUGCCAAGUUUGUGGCAUCAUAUUCAAAUAGACUUGAGGCUGUAAUUUUAGGCUUUUUAUUUUAAAUAAAUUUGCAACAAUUUCAAAAAAUCUUUUUUUCACAUUGUCAUUAUGGGGUAUUGUGUGUAGAAUUUUGAGGAAAUAAAUGAAUUUAAUCCAUUUUGAAAUGAGGCUGAAGCAUAAAAAAUGUGGCAAAAGUGAAGCGCUAUGAACACUUGCCAGAUGCACUGUAACAACAUAUGAAAUAUAGGCUUAAAUAGAUCAUGCCAUACAACCUGCUGUGAAGACCGAGAACUAAAAUAUCGAAGCAGUCUUUGGAUGCCAUGUUAUUUACAGCAAUAAUCACACAUUAUUUUGAUCUUGAAGAGUUUCAUUUACAAAAGUUCUCGCUUCAUGUCAUCAAUUACCUUUUUCAACAGUGGGCUUUUUGUGCAACACGGUUUAACUAGCUAGUUUGUUUCUUUAAAAAUAUCAGUGAGUUACGUCAUUGUUCAAGAAACGCACCCCUGGUUUGGUGAAUUCGUUUUUGAAUUCAGGUCUUUCAGCAUAUCUAGAAGACUUGUAGAACACAGGUUUCACUUCAUGAAAGUCUGUUACUGUUCACCUUUUUUUUUUUUUUGCACAGUUGCACAAGAGUUGGAAUUCUGAAAGUAAUGUUGAGUUAUACAAUCUCUAGACUGACUCUCAGACUAUUCAGGUCCAUGUCAGAGUGCUAUUCUCUGUUCCUGCAUGUCUCGGACUGGCACUUUUUGAGAUUCUUGAGCUCCUGCAGCAAAAUUACCAGAUUUCUGCCACAGAAUUCUGAAAAAAGCUUCCUUCACCAGCUUGUCCCCCACAUCAUUCCUCUGCGUAACAAUAUAUGUUCAACUGACAGCUUUUAAUCACUUAUCACUUUAAGUACAUGCGUGGAAAUGAAAUGGGAGCUUGCUUUACAAAUUAGAAUUUGUUUUUCAAUCUUCUGAUAGGAUCCUUUAAGGAAGAACAGUCUAAAACUGGAAUUGAUCUGCAAUUGUUCUUUAAAGCUCUUUGGUCACAUGAGUUGCUAAUGUCAUUAUCCGAAGCAUAGUAACAUUGAUCUGUGGAAAAUGUUUUGCAUGUUCAUUGCGUGUACACUGUAAUUCUGGGAUCAAGGUCACGUUGUCAUUGUAUUUGAUUGCAUUUUAUUAGUAUAAAUUUCACUUUCAUUACCCAUGCAUACAUGCUGCGAGAGAAAACAUUGUUUGGAUGCCAUAACAAUUAAACACUAGCUAUUUGUAGUAAUAAGACUAUAAAUGACUUUCAAAUGUGUCUCCUAUUAACUUAAUGAUGAGUCUAAUGUUGUUGAAAGCUCACAAUAUUUAUUUAUGUCUUUGUAUUUAUUCGGGGCUUCCUGUUUAACAUGUUUCACUUUCUAAGCAGUUUCAAAAACACUCAUAUUGUAACCUUAGAGGAUUUAAAGUUCUGUAGGUUAAUGUGAAUUAAACUGAGGACGCACAUAGUAUUUUAAAUCAUGUCAUGUCAGCUUCCAUUGUUGUACAGUUGUUAUUUGCAUAACACAUUUUAAAUGACUGCUACGUCUAUGCAGAAGCAUUAUGAAGGUUGUCCAGCUUUCAAAUGAAGCGAUGUAGUUUAACAUUUUGUAUUUUUCUUCAUGUGAUGUCUGAUAAGCUGAUAAGGUACUGUAGGUUUUUAAUAAGCUUCUCAUUAUGUAUUUUGUAUUUAUUUGUAUUAAAAGCUGCAUCAACCAUAGUUGUUUUGUCAGUUGCCUACCACAUUAAAUAAAACUACUCUUG
Molecule: messenger RNA, 5657 nt
Organism: Danio aesculapii
Lineage: Eukaryota; Metazoa; Chordata; Actinopteri; Cypriniformes; Danionidae
Gene: ptar1
Product: protein prenyltransferase alpha subunit repeat containing 1
Exons: 7
Coding region: 1-1329 (442 amino acids)
Biological process (GO): protein prenylation
Cellular component (GO): cytoplasm
Molecular function (GO): protein prenyltransferase activity
Source: RefSeq, a predicted model, not a curated record